AUGAUAUUCUCUUUACUUUGUUGUUUAUUAUAUUCUAAUUUACAUUUAAGUUUGUUUAAAAUAACAAGAUCAUAUAUCAAAAAUUAUUUAUUUCAACUUCCCUACUUCUUAAGUAAAAAAUAUUAA
Hepatospora eriocheir is the source of this 126-nucleotide messenger RNA. The record is from the annotation of a GenBank genome assembly. NCBI's taxonomy places the organism in Eukaryota, Fungi, Microsporidia, Hepatosporidae.